AUGGCUAACAACGAACUCCAGCUGAAUGCGGCGGAGCGGCAAGAAAUGCUGCGUCGAUUUCCCCGUGCUUCAUUCUGGCUUCGCAUGCACGACCGUCACCCCGACAUCCAUCCAGUUCUAGAACAAAUGGCACAGCACAACAGAAACCUCAACGGUAACCUGUACGCUGGCCUUCUUGCUGCCCCCGUCCAACCUGCUGCUCCACCUGGUCUACCUGCCGCCCCCCCUGCUGUUCCUGGGUUUGCUCCGCAGGCCAUGUAUCCCCCUGGUUUCCCUGUGUUUCCCGGCCUCUAUCCUAACCACGGCUACUACCCACCUGCUCAGUUUCAACCACGCGCCCACCCGCCAUACUACCAUGAUAGGCCUGAGAAUUUGCCGGCCCCUGCUACUCCACGUCCUGCCACGGCCCGUCCCCAAGUUGCCACAACCCAUGUCGACAUCUCAGUCCCUCGUAAUACAGAAGUUGAAAAUGGGGUUGUCACUCGCUUGAUCGUCCGCUUACCAACCGACCUUCCUUGGAAUGAUUUUUUCGACAGGAUAUGUGCUAAUAUGGACCUCAUCCCGGCCAACGCAGUUUUGGGUUACAAGUUCUCGGGAGAUCGCAUUUCUGACCCACCAAACCGGCUUGCCAAUGCAGAGGAUCAUGUCCAGGCUAUGGCUCGUGCAACAGAGAAGAUCAAGCGCGCUAGGACACGCGAGGUUGUUCUUGAAAUACAUAACUUGCGGGCUGGCGCUGGAAAAAGUAAGAAGGAAUCGACUGCAACAAAAGGGAAGAAGCGUCCACUGGCCGAUGGCAACGAGGAUGAGCUUGACACCUCGGUCUCGUAUGCUUCUCAGCUUCGUCAUUGCAAUAACGGAGUUCCGGCCAGGGAAGGGGUUCAUGUUAUCGAGGAGGCUGUCAAUGAAUUGAUUAAAAAGAUCAGCUGUGUAGGACCGAUUUUGGACGUCAAGGUGGAGGAGGCAAAAUGGAGUAUCUGGAGUAAAGAUUAA
Messenger RNA from Laccaria bicolor S238N-H82, 990 nucleotides. RefSeq lists its product as uncharacterized. Bases 1 to 990 code for a protein of 329 amino acids. The transcript is spliced from 3 exons. NCBI's taxonomy places the organism in Eukaryota, Fungi, Basidiomycota, Agaricomycetes, Agaricales, Hydnangiaceae. The record is from RefSeq and is a predicted model, not a curated record.